Colletotrichum scovillei is the source of this 895-nucleotide messenger RNA. RefSeq lists its product as uncharacterized. The record is from RefSeq and is a predicted model, not a curated record. Bases 230 to 895 code for a protein of 221 amino acids. The transcript has a single exon. Lineage: Eukaryota; Fungi; Ascomycota; Sordariomycetes; Glomerellales; Glomerellaceae.
UCCAUUUGCAGCCGCCCAACGAAGACAAAAUCUAACGAAUGCUCAGCCAUGAACUUGCCCCCCAUGCGCUCAUGACACCUUCGAUCCUACCGACAUAUAUUCUACUGAUUACUUUUCUCUCCGUCCGGUUGCGAACCUAAGAAACCGAAGAAUCUACCAUCGAAAGCGAUCAAACGACACAACCCCUCCAAACUCCCACAACCGACGAGAGAGGAAGAAAGAAAGAAAUAUGGACGCGCGCGCCCUCCUCCAAUCGCAAGGAUGGCGCGGGAGCGGCCACUCCCUCCACGCGACAGACGACCGCAUCGGCCUCGCGAAGCCGCUCCUCCUGAACCGCAAAGACAACACCAAAGGCCUGGGCACGAAAGCGCACUUUACGAGCGACACGUGGUGGAUGAACGCCUUUGACGAGCAGCUACAGGGGCUGGAUACGUCGAAACCGGGACAGGUGACGCAGACGGUGACGGCGGGCCGGCUGAACCAGAUUGAGAAAGUCUCGGGGGGCAAGUGGAUGCUGUAUGCGAGUUUUGUCAAGGGCGGAUUCUUGGAGGGGACGAUUGAGGGGUUGGAGAGGAUGAAGCAGGAGGGGGAGGUGGAGGAGAGGGUGAGGGAGGUUACUGGGGCUGUGGCGCCUCAGAGUUUCAGUACGAGUAUUGCGAACAUGACGAUGGCAACAACAAAGGUGGACGGGAAGAGGAAAGAGGGGGAGACAAAGGAGGAGAGGAGAGCGAGGAAGGCUGCUAAGGCGGCGAGGAAGACGGCGAGGGAAGCGAGGAGGGUUGAUCGGGCUGCGAAGAAGGUGUUGAAGGAUGAGAAGAGGGCGCGGAGAAAGGCAAAGGAGGCGAAGAGGGAAGCGAGGAAAGCGGAGAAGGCGAAGAAGGGGGUGUCUGGCUGA